UUGGAAAGCAACUCUUCGUUAACAGUUACUCCAAUCCCAAAAUCCGAUCCCUUGAAUAUGCCGGGAGCUAAAAGUUCUCGAAAAGGCCUGAAAAUCUGUUGCGGUACGACCUUCGUUUUGUUGAUCGUCCUCGCAAUUGUUUGUGUGACCCUGUAUUUUACCAUGUUUAAGCCUAAAAAACCUCAAGUCACAGCCCACCCAGUAAGCCUUGAAAACAUUGAAGUCCAAAUCUUCCCAGCUUUUAGCCUCAAUGUCACGAUAGGCUUGGUUUUUACAAUCAACAAUCGCAACUACGGAAGCUUCAAAUACCAGAAUUCAACUUGUUAUAUCGAUUACCAUGGAACAAACAUAGCAGAGGUUCCGAUUGAAGGUGGAACUGUUCCUGCACGCCGGAAAUUCAACUUGAGCACUUACGCUAAUGUCACUGCUGAGCACUAUAGGUGCAUUUUCUUUUCCCAAGCCUCCGCUCAGGAGGGAACCCAACACAUUCAAACUCCCAGAGGUGCUCACGGUUUUUUAUCUCAACAUAUUCAGAGUUCUGUUCUUCGGUGGAUUUCCGAAGGGUUUUGGAAGGCUUGAGGAUUCGAGUAAACGGCAAUCAAAUAUUGGGUGUGGUGAAUGUUGAUUCGGCAAAUAAGUCUUAGGGUGAUUGUGAGGAUUCAAAUCGUAAGGUAAGACUGCUUAUAACUACACAAUGUUUUAUAGUGUUUGAUUUCUUCUUGUGGUUUUUACCAAUUUGGAGUUUUCCAUGUAUAUCCGGUGUUCAUCGUUUAUUCUUCAUUCAUAUUAUUGCUUGAUUAUUGGGUUUGUAGCAGAAUAGGAAUUUCACCUCCAAUCCCACAAUCAUCGCGAAUAUGCCUGGAGCUAAAAGUUCCCCAAAAGGCCUGAAAAUCUGUUGUGCUACGACCUUCGUUUUGUUGAUCGUCUUCACAAUUGUUUGUGUGACCCUGUAUUUUACCAUGUUUAAGCCUAAACAACCUCAAGUCACAGCCCAUCCAGUAAGCCUUGAAAACAUUGAAGUCCAAAUCUUCCCAGCUUUUAGCCUCAGUGUCACCAUAGGCUUGGUAGUUACACUCAACAAUCGCAACUACGGAAGCUUCAAAUACCAGAAUUCCACUUCUUAUAUCGAUUACCAUGGAACCAAUGUAGCAGAGGUUCCGAUUGAAGGUGAAACUGUCCCUGCACGCUGGAAACUCAAUUUGAGCACCUACGCUAAUGUCGCUGCAGACAAGUUGAUUACUAACUCACAUUUCUUGAGUGAUCUUAUUACUGGGAGUUUCAACUUGACAUCCAAGGCUACUUUGCAUGGUAAAGCGAAAGCGCUUAAGAUAUUUAAACACAAAGCGAUGAUUUUAAGUACUUGUGACAUCUCUAUUUUCAUUCACAAUCAGAGUUUGGAGUCCAACUGCUAUUCGAAAAUCAAAUUGUGAUGUUGGUAAAGAGAAUCCUUUCUUGUAAUCAUCUUUCUUCAUCUUUGACUUGUUUUAAUUACUUGUCUAGUUUUGUUUUCGCAAGUAAAUCUAUUUUGUUAGUUUCUCUA
Rhododendron vialii is the source of this 1540-nucleotide messenger RNA. RefSeq lists its product as uncharacterized. Bases 58 to 579 code for a protein of 173 amino acids. Gene Ontology annotation, cellular component: plasma membrane. Lineage: Eukaryota; Viridiplantae; Streptophyta; Magnoliopsida; Ericales; Ericaceae. The transcript is spliced from 3 exons. The record is from RefSeq and is a predicted model, not a curated record.